Messenger RNA from Xiphophorus maculatus (southern platyfish), 1288 nucleotides. RefSeq names its product N-acylethanolamine-hydrolyzing acid amidase-like. Gene Ontology annotation, cellular component: lysosome. The coding region runs from base 1 to 1068 and encodes 355 amino acids. Gene Ontology annotation, molecular function: fatty acid amide hydrolase activity. Gene Ontology annotation, biological process: fatty acid metabolic process. The transcript is spliced from 11 exons. NCBI's taxonomy places the organism in Eukaryota, Metazoa, Chordata, Actinopteri, Cyprinodontiformes, Poeciliidae. The record is from RefSeq and is a predicted model, not a curated record.
AUGAUGCUGUGGAGUUCAGUGUUGCUGGUUCUGCUCGGACCCUCUGGGCCUCUGUGGGCUCAGCGGCCGCCUACAGUGUUCGUCGAUCUGGACCUGAGUCCGGAACAGCGAUGGGAGCAUCUUCAGGAAGCUUUUAAUACAGAUUUAAUGAAAAAAGCUGCACAGAUCCUCAUUAGUUCACAGGUUCCAAACUGGCUGCAUAAGGCAACUAGUCCUAUUGUGAUGUCCCUGGAAAAACACAUUCCCCAGCCGUACGCUGGGGAAAUCCGUGGAAUAGCCAGCAUGAUGAAAAUGAACCUCGCUGAUGUCGUCAUCCUCAACUUUGCGUAUGAAUUUACUGCUUACUGCACAAGCAUCGUGGCUCAGGACGAGAACGGGAACAUCUACCACGGCAGGAAUUUUGAUUUUCCACAUUCAAUUCUGAGGAAUCUAACCAUGAAUGUUGUCUUCUUCAAAAACGGGGAGCCAGCGUACUUUGGAACGUCACUAGCCGGUUAUGUGGGGCUUUGGACCGGAAUGAGUCCAUACAAGUUCACUGUGUCUGGCAACCAGCGAGAAACGCAGGUUUGGUCAAACUGGUGGAAGAAUGUUGUGUCUGCCGUCUUUGUCCACAACUUCCCGGUCAGCUGGCUUGUUAGGGUGACCCUGGAGGAGGCCAAAGACUUUGAGGAUGCAGUCACACGUCUGUCCAAAACCCCCCUCAUCACCGGGGUGUACUACAUCGUGGGCGGGGUGCGAGCGGGAGAGGGGGUCGUCAUCACCAGAGACCAAAAGGGCCCCGCUGACAUCUGGCCCCUGGAGCCUUUAAAUGGAGGAUGGUACAGAGUGCAGACGAACUUUGACCACUGGCUUCCUCCUCCUAAAAGAGUCAAUCGAAGGGAUGUAGUCAGGAAGAAACUGGAUGCCGUGGGCCAAAAUCGCAUAUGUAUGGAUAAACUUUACCAGGUUCUGUCUCUGCCUCGUGUGUGCCUCAGAACUACAAUCUACACAACAAUCAUGAGUGCAGCAACCCCGCGGGAGUACACUGCAGUUCUCAGACAGAAGGGCUGCCCGAAGAAGACCAAGUGAAGUGACCAAAAAGGAGCAGGGAGUGAUGAGUGAAUGUUUGAAAAUAAAAUUAAUACAACUCUUACAGAGACAUCUGGCUUUAUCCCAAAAGAUCAAUAAAAAAAAAAAAAGUAAAAAAAAUUAGUGAAUGUUGUGGUUUCUUUCUAUUUUUCCCCUUCGGCAUGAAUGUAAUGUUUGAUAAAAAAAAAAAAUGGUUGCCACCAUUAGAUGGCAGCAUAGA